AAGCAACCCCGGGUUCGCUCAGUCCAAGUUUCUUCCGAAGUGGCGUCCCUGGGGAGUCGCGGGGUCCUAGCUGAAGCUCCCCGACAUGAAGGAGAUACCUGCCGUGGGGCUGGGCACCUGGAAGGCGACCCCAGGGGAAGUGACCCAGGCCGUCAAGGUGGCUAUCGACACGGGCUAUCGGCACUUCGACUGCGCCUUCUACUACCACAAUGAGAGCGAGGUGGGCACUGGCCUUCAGAGCAAGCUCAGGGAAGGCAGCGUGAAGCGUGAGGACCUGUUUGUGGUCAGCAAGCUCUGGUGCACCAGCCACAAGAAGUCCUUGGUGAAGUCAGCCUGCAUCAGAAGUCUCAGGGCCCUGAAGCUGGACUACCUGGACCUCUAUCUAAUGCACUGGCCCAUGGGCUUCAAGCAAAAGCACCCGCCCUCCCCCGGUAAGCUCCUUUUCUGCUGCCUCUCACAGUCCGAGGACUGGGACCUGCCCCUGGACCGCAACGGCAUGGUGAUCCCCAGCGACACAGACUACCUGGACACAUGGGAGGCUAUGGAGAGCCUGGUGCUGGAGGGGCUCGUGAGGGCUAUCGGGGUGUCCAACUUCAACCAGGAGCAGCUCGAGAGGCUUUUGGAUAAGCCCAACCUGAAAAUCAUGCCCCAGACCAACCAGAUCGAAUGCCACCCGUACCUGACGCAGGAGCCGCUGAUCAAGUUCUGCCAGUCCCGGGGUGUGGUGGUGACCGCUUACCGGCCCCUGGGCGGCUACAGUGAUGGGAUGGACAUGAGGGAGGACCCAGUGAUCCAGGACAUCGCGGAAAAGUACAAAAAGUCUGCAGCACAGAUUAUGAUCCGCUUCCAGAUCCAGAGGGGUGUGGUGGUCAUCCCCAAGUCUGUCACCCCCAAGCGGAUUGUGGAGAACUUCCAGGUGUUCGACUUUGAGCUGUCCGAGGAGGACAUGACGGCCCUCCUGCUCCUGAACCAGAAUCUCCGCCUGGCCACCUUCCCCGCGGCUGCGAACCACAAGGACUAUCCCUUCGGCAAGCUUCCAGAUGUCUAAACCUAGUGCUACUGGGCAAAUGCCUUGGCUUCCAGGCCCCGGCCUGAACCCGCGGUGCCAGCAGGCCAGGAGGGAGGGCCCAGGCCCCUGCGAGGCAGGAGGGCAAACCUGCUCAUGGCUCUCAACUCGUGCCCAGAACAGAGAACGUGUCCCCUCAGCAGAGCCUUGCCCUCCACAUUAAAAGCUGUUCCGUGGCCA
Molecule: messenger RNA, 1246 nt
Organism: Erinaceus europaeus (western European hedgehog)
Lineage: Eukaryota; Metazoa; Chordata; Mammalia; Eulipotyphla; Erinaceidae
Gene: AKR1E2
Product: aldo-keto reductase family 1 member E2
Exons: 10
Coding region: 86-1048 (320 amino acids)
Cellular component (GO): cytosol
Molecular function (GO): aldose reductase (NADPH) activity
Source: RefSeq, a predicted model, not a curated record